Messenger RNA from Penicillium oxalicum, 2097 nucleotides. Its product is annotated as ASCC2 family CUE domain-containing protein. The coding region runs from base 1 to 2097 and encodes 698 amino acids. Gene Ontology annotation, molecular function: ubiquitin binding. The transcript has a single exon. The record is from RefSeq and is a predicted model, not a curated record. Lineage: Eukaryota; Fungi; Ascomycota; Eurotiomycetes; Eurotiales; Aspergillaceae.
AUGGUAGCAUUUCCGCCGCUAGCUCCAGUGCCCUCCCCCGCGGUGCGGAGGGCGAUUCCCUCCAGUGACUGGGAUGCGUGCUUGGAUGCAUGGAUGACUUUGCUCGGAGUCCGGCUCAAUUCCCCAGACCAGAAAUUCCGAAUAUCCGCUGCUGAAGACUCAUCAAUAAUCUUUUUCCUGGAAUCUUUUUACCAACAUGCAGCUGCCGGUGACUCCGGUCUUCAGUCCGGGCCCAAAGCUCGACAGCUACGGAAGCUCUGUUUUCUCACAACAAGACGAUACUUGCUUGAGCUUUCCGGCCCGCCAGAAGGUCUCUUGAGCUGGCAGCUCCUCGGCAAUAUUUGUUGUGCCUAUCCGUCCAGUGCGGCGUUGAAGACGUCAUUAUCAGCUGCGUGGGAUCUGCAUCACGAGAGGAUAUCCUCCAGCGUAGAGCAGGGGAAAUCACAUCUGAUCAAAAAGCUCACUUCAGGGGCCGCCUCGCUUUCAUCUGACACAGUUGCCGAUAUUCGCCGGUUGACGAUCCUUGUAUCGACCCUUCCAGAAUGCGGCCAGAUCCUGAUGGCAGGGUCUGAUUACCUCGACACUUUGAAUGAAGCCUACCAGAUGAGGGCGAGCAAUGAAGAGCUUCGCAAGAUCAUUGUUGCUAAUGUCUACGUCGGUCUGGUGUCUCUGAUGAAAGAGACCACCAACAACCUGUCGCUGUUGCUGGACCAGCUCUUCAGCCUCAAGGCUAGUGCGGGUGUGGGCACUUCUGCAGUGAAAAGGGGACCCAACCUGCUAUCAGACCUCAUAUGUAGCUCGGACCUAUUACAGCGUUUGGAAAAAUAUCUCGCUGGUCGUCCUCAAAAGCGAGGUCAAGAUCUUCUUGUCCUUCUGCGCGACUACCAGAGGGAGAUGAACCCCUUUCACAAUCGCUACCAAAGGCGCAAACGAGUGGAAAAGGGGAAGCAGGCAGCAAAUGGGCCUGCCGUCCCAUCUGAUUUGCACGCUCAUAAGAUGUCGCUCGUGUCCCAAGUUCAAGACUUGUUCCCAGAUCUUGGCUCAGCCUUUGUCGUGAGAUUGCUGGAUACCUUUGGGGACGACCCCGAGACAGUCAUUGCGCAUCUUUUGGAUGAUUCACUCCCGUCAGAGCUCCAGUCCCUCGAUCGAUCCGAACAGCUCCCUGAAAUGGCAGAGGCUCAUCAUAAUUACCUCGAACCCCGGCCCACACCCCCAGCCGUCGCAUCGCCGUUGCAAGAACCAGUUUCCUCACGCAGAAAUAUCUUUGAUGAUGAUGUCGACCUUGCAGAACUCAGUCUAUCCGGCGCAGCAGAGGGUAAGGUUCGAUUUGGGCGUGCCAAUCCGGACCUCACCGCCGACGAAGUGCUCGCAGAUCGCAGCAAGCAUGCUAUCAACAAGGCAGCAAUUCUCUCUGCGCUGGCCACAUUUGAUUCGGACGACGACGAACGAGAUGAUACCUACGACGUUGCGGACGUGGGCGGUACUGUAGACAGUGCCACAGCGGGCACGGACGCCGAGGCCGAGGUGGUUUCGCGGAACCAACAAGCUGCGGCCGACCAGCUUGAUCUGACUCUUCUUCGCGCUUACAAGUCCAAUCCCGCCAUAUUCGCUAGGGAUUCGGCGACUCGUCGCGCUCAGCCUCGCCUUGCACUCAAGCGCGAGACCAACAUGACCGAUGAAGCCAUUGAGGGAUGGGCAGUCAUGCUGUCCCGGGAUCCGAAGCGCCUCACCAAGCUGGAGAACAAACUCACUGACGAGCUUGGUGGGGGUGCAGGUGGUUCGCUGAAUCAGCCGGAGCUUGCGCCGACAUCAUAUCGGAAGCCCCAGGCUAACGAUGAUUCCGACGGAGAUGGGGAGUCCUCUGGACCAGGAAGCGGGCGUGGUGGUCGUGGUGGCCGUGGACGUGGCGGGCCCGGUAGGGGACGUGGCAGGGGAGGACGAGGUGGUGGUCAUCCGCCUCAGUCUGGCGAGCAGGGACAACAGCACACUCCCAUUGCGCACCAGCGAAAGGAGCAAAACAAGGCCAGUCGGGCGAAUCAUAAUCGCCGUCAGCAACGAGCCAAGAAGAUUGCGCGAGUGGGGGGCUUACCAGGCUGA